Molecule: messenger RNA, 180 nt
Organism: Effrenium voratum
Lineage: Eukaryota; Dinophyceae; Suessiales; Symbiodiniaceae
Source: the annotation of a GenBank genome assembly
AUGGAGAUCCGGAAGGCCUACAAGGCGCUGGCGCUGAAAUUUCACCCGGACAAAAACCCGGACUGCGCAGAAUGUGCGGAAAAGUUCGGCAAGAUCUCCAAAGCAUACGACACCCUUUCCAACCCGGAGGCCCGAAAGGUGAUCCGCACCGCUUGCGCUUUCUUUUUUUGUUUGCGAUAA